This is a messenger RNA of Eurypyga helias (sunbittern), 1046 nucleotides long. RefSeq names its product mast cell immunoglobulin-like receptor 1 (gene MILR1). Gene Ontology annotation, molecular function: transmembrane signaling receptor activity. Gene Ontology annotation, biological process: cell surface receptor signaling pathway. Lineage: Eukaryota; Metazoa; Chordata; Aves; Eurypygiformes; Eurypygidae. The record is from RefSeq and is a predicted model, not a curated record.
UUCAAGUGUCUCAACAAAUUCAGAAAACUACUGCAAACGGCAAAGAGAUGUUGUCCAAUCCCAGGCUCAUACUUGUUCAGGGGUGUUUGAAUGUAAUGAUGAACCAGAACAUCACCAUCUCCUGCGAGCUGGACUCUGGAUCUCCACCUGUCAGAUACACAUUGUUUAAACACAAUCAGAAGGUAUCCACUUCAAUUAGGCCAGAUUUGACUCCUGGUUUGUUUAACUUGACUAUCAACUCUGCCAGUGAUGUGGGUGAAUACAAAUGCAAAGCUGACAGUGACAACUCCCAUGGCGGAAAAUACAGCAAUAGUCUCAUCUUCACCCUUCUAGAGCCAGUUUCCAAACCAGUGCUGAGCUCACCCACCUCUCAAGCAAAGAAAGGUCAGAAUGUGACCCUUUAUUGUCUCUCAGAGAAUGGCUCUCUUCCUAUCACAUACAUAUUCUUCAAAGAAAAACAAAGCAUCUCCCGAGUGAAGAUGCAGAAGAAGGAAGCAGCUGUGAUUUUUCUAUGUAUCAAUUCCUCCAGUGACUUUGGAACCUAUAGAUGCAAAGCUGAAAAUAGUUUUAUCAAUAAAACAAAAUACAGCAACGCUUUCAACUUCACAUUAGCAGAAGAGAGAAACCAUUCUCAACACCUGAUAAUUUGUCUUGGGCUGAUCUUGAUACUAUUCGUAAUAGGAUGUGCUCUGGCAAUUCCAUAUUACAUCAUUCCUUCAUAUAAAGCAAAAAAAUUUAAGACUACUAGGUCCUCAAGAGGCCCUACUUCAACAGUGAAUGCAGAAGACACUGAAAACUAUGUCACAUACUCAGAGAUUGAGCCUGUUAAACCAGAAGAGUAUGUCAACAUUUCUGCUAUUAGAAGAGAUGAAAGAGAAAACAGGGCAUGUGCUACAGUCUAUUCAGAGGUCCUCAUCAGAAACUGAAUACAUGGUAAGAUCUCUUUUGCAAUUAAAUUAAUCACGUAUUUUUAAAGAAUUUUUCAGUCCUCAGAUGUGGUUUAGUACCACCAAGUCUGCACAAAAGAGCUGAUGUUUAGAUACUAG